UCCCUUCCAACUGAAAUGACUAUGUCAUUCUUUGACCUUUGUGAUGUAGACAAAGAGAAAAGCAGUCAGGUACUCCAGCAGUGCAGGGAGAUCGCUGGGCUCAUUGGAAGACUGGAGACCAGGAAAGGGGUUGGUGCUUACAAGACAUUGGUAGAUUCACCAUCUCACCUAUCGAUGGCAUUUGCAACUUCUAAAAACAUGAAUAGCCCCAAGCUACAAAUCAAGAUGAGCACGUGGACACCACUGAACAACCCACUCAUGAAUGAGCAGGUAUUUGAAGAAAGAAGAGCCCUGUUCAGAAAAUGGUUUAUCAAGUGGACAGAUGGUCAGAGACAGAAGAUCUUGGUGGAUCAGUUGGAGCUCUGCUCCCUGUCCCUGCAGAAAUUCUGUGCCAAGCAGCUUCAGGAUCGAAUUCCCAUCGAAGCUCUAGAUUUUACCAUGAAGCUUCCUAGAGUGCUGUCCUUAUACAUCUUCUCCUUCCUGGACCCACGGAGCCUCUGUCGAUGUGCACAGGUGAGCUGGCACUGGAAAAACCUGUCUGAACUGGAUCAGCUCUGGAUGAAGAAAUGCUUGCGUUUUGGUUGGUACAUCAACUUCAUUCCAACCCCCUUUGAGCAAGGAAUCUGGAAGAGACAUUACAUUGAAAUGGUGAAAGAGCUGCAUGUUACAAGACCAAAGACUGCUUCGAAGGAUGAGUCCGUAGUUACUGAAGUACAAAAGGUGAGAAGCAACACUCCAGAAGCAAAACCUUCUGCACCAGAAAAGAAGACUAGAAAGAAGAAAAAAGAAAUUCCACCAUGGCGUUCACCAGACAAGUGCCCUAAAGACACCAUGCGAUUCAACUGCCUCAACAACUACGAUCCCAUUGAACAGGCUAGGCAGGCGAGAAAGAAAGGAGGAGGGGAGACUCCGGACCUUAGCCGGCAGGCAGCUGAGAAAAAAAAGAAAGCAGGUUGUGGAUCUAAGAAACUCCAGAAAUCAACAUCACUGCUGUCACUUACUGAAGAUCUUGGGUCAACUCAAAAACGACCAUCUCGCCCCAGCUGGGCCACUUCCCAGCCAAUUGGGAACUUACCUUACAGAGAAGCAGCAAAGAACCUCGCCCAGAGCUCCCAGUUCAAUGCUGGGAUACGACCAGCACCUGUUCGAGCUCCAGUGCCAAAACCACGUGCAAGAGAAAAGAAAGACUUCACAGAGAUGACCACCAUGUCUCCAUGCUCUCCACAAUGUGAGGCUCAGCCUGGGCUCAUUCCUCCCUCAAAUAAUGAUCUGGUACAGGCUAAGGAAGGAUCUGAAGCAUCUGUCUCAAUGGAACAGAAGCUUACCUGCCUGGAUGGGGGAGACAACAUCAGUGUUGCCUGAGUUAUAGACUUUCAUUACCUCACUAUACCACGCAAAUAAAUAGGCAUGCAGGUCCUACA
Molecule: messenger RNA, 1421 nt
Organism: Phasianus colchicus (ring-necked pheasant)
Lineage: Eukaryota; Metazoa; Chordata; Aves; Galliformes; Phasianidae
Gene: FBXO16
Product: F-box protein 16
Molecular function (GO): protein binding
Source: RefSeq, a predicted model, not a curated record